This is a messenger RNA of Solenopsis invicta (red fire ant), 1344 nucleotides long. RefSeq lists its product as uncharacterized. NCBI's taxonomy places the organism in Eukaryota, Metazoa, Arthropoda, Insecta, Hymenoptera, Formicidae. The transcript is spliced from 7 exons. The record is from RefSeq and is a predicted model, not a curated record. The coding region runs from base 50 to 1081 and encodes 343 amino acids.
CCACUUUCAGUCCCUUCCAGACCGCAGACUGGCUACUGAUCGAGUAUAAAUGACGCUCCGCGAUAGUAAAUCGCGCAAGUUCUCACAUUGCUCGAACAUGACACGUCGUGGCUGUCGUCCUCUUAUUCAGAUAUGCGCCUGUCUGGCGUUCAUUACGAUCGCAAUUGGUCAAGAGAACUGCGAUCCAACAAAAUGUCCGGGUCCAUUGGCAUAUUACGAGAAUCUCAAUUGUAUCCCGGUGUACAAAAAUGUGGGUGAUUGCUGCGCCACAAAGUACACCUGUGAUCAUCUGAAAAAGAGGUCACCUCACAAAUGUUACGUCAACGGUAACUCGUACGAGGUCGGAGAAGAUCUGAAGGAUGAAGAUGCAGAUCCUUGUGACGUUGGUUGUACCUGCAUCAGAAAACGUAACGGAAUCGCCUCGUUCAGAUGCGCAGAAGUCGAUUGUCCCACCUUUGAACCAGCGAGAGCAGGCUGCUAUAGAAAGAAUUCUCCAUUAUGGUGCUGUCCUGGAGAAGAAGUUUGUCCUGAAAAUCCUGAAGAUAGAGCUAUCUGUAAUGUUGACGGAAUGGAAUAUAGAGAUGGAGAAUAUUUUACUGUUGAAAGUGAACCGGAUUUAACCUGUGUAUGCCAACCGGGUUACGAAGGAAACAACGUCGAACCUUUCUGUGCAAAGCCCAAACGUGCAACCUGCUCUGCCGAAUUCAAACAUGCAUCCUACAUUUUUAAUAAUUGUGCUCCAAUUUAUGAAUCAAGACAAUCGCCACAAACUGAUUGCAAUUUUUCUUCUAGAUGUCAAAACGCUAACGAUACUGUUAUUCACAACGAGCAGGACAAUUCGAAGUCUGCCGAGAAAAAUUCCAAUGACGAGGACGUUUGUUAUUUUGGCAAUAUGACUAUGCAUCGCGGUGAAGAGUUGAGCCAAGGUACAGAUUAUAGUUCUGCAUGCGUUAAAUGCAUUUGCGAAGUGCCUCCGGUGCCCACUUGCCAGCGUUUACCGAAUGAAAAAUGCAAUGUCACAAAGCAUAUGAUCCCUUUACCGUCGGGUAGUAUAAUGUGUGCAAGCAAAAUAUGCACAUAGUUCGUAAAUAUAAGAACUUUUUUUACUCGUAUAUAUUUGAUACAAUUGGCAUUUCUUCUGUUGAUUAGAAUAAAAGUAUGUUUUUAUAUAUUGCGCGUUAAAAAAUGUCGAUUAAAAAUUAAACUGUCCUAUGCAAAUUAUGAUUAUAGAUAAUAUAAAAGAGUUAAAAUCAUUUAAUCAUUAAAUAGAACCAAAAAGGCAACUUUUUGUAAAGUAAAUCUUACUUCUUGAUCAGUAAUAAAUUAAUAAAAUUUUUUAAAAGC